CCUCUUAGUCUUGAUAAGACUCAUUUGGCAAUAUCCAAAGGAGAAACCAAACCCCGUACGUCCACUUGGGUUCAGGUUGUUUCAUUAUAAAAAUAUGGCACUAAUCAUGAAUGUUCAACACCACACUCUUCGAAACUUAAAACUCUUCUUUCGUAAUCUCGCUAACCAACGUACGCCGAUCAACAAUAAUGACCAACCACCUUCAAGAUCCCUUAACCACUAACUCUAAACCGGUUUUAACCAAAGAAGAACAAGAAGUGGACGAGAAGAUGGUGAGUUUGCAAGCGGAGAGCAUCGUCAACACCGUGGCCUUCCCUAUGGUUCUCAAAGCCGCCUUGGAGCUUGGUGUCAUCGACACAAUCGCUGCUGCAGGCAACGGCGCAUGGCUCUCACCAUCUGAGAUCGUGGUUCGUCUCCCAACCAAACCCACCAACCCGGAGGCGCCGGUGUUGCUGGACCGGAUGCUGCGCUUACUGGUCAGCCACUCGAUCUUCAAGUGUCGUAUGGUUGAAGCCAGAGAAAAUGGUCGAACCGGGAAGAUCAAUAGAGAAUAUGCAGCCGAACCGGUUUGCAAUUUUUUCUUGAAAGGUAGUGAAGACGGCUCUGGUUCUCUCUCGUCUCUGUUCUUAUUAUUCCACAGCCAAGUGUUUUUCAAGACUUGGACAAAUCUUAAGGAUGUGAUACUCGAAGGAAGCGAUGCAUUCAGCUCUGCCCACGGCUUGAGACUAUUUGAAUACAUUAACUCGGAUGAACAAUUCGCGGAGAUGUUUCAUUGUGCUAUGUCGAAACCUUCCACCAUGAUCAUGAAGAAUGUUCUUGAAGUUUACAGAGGAUUUGAAGAUGUUAAUACUUUGGUUGAUGUUGGAGGAGGAAAUGGAACCGUUUUAGGUUUAGUCACGUCCAAGUAUCCUCAUAUCAAAGGUGUUAAUUUCGACUUAGCUCAGGUUUUAACCCAUGCUCCUUUUUAUCCAGGAGUCGAGCAUGUCUCCGGAGACAUGUUUAUAGAGGUUCCAAAGGGAGAUGCCAUCUUUAUGAAAUGGAUACUACAUGAUUGGACGGACGAGGAUUGUGUAAAGAUUCUGAAAAAUUGUUGGAAGAGUCUACCAGCAGAAAAAGGGAAAGUGAUAAUCGUGGAGAUGACUACACCAACAGAACCAAAGAGUGGUGACUUAUUCUCCAACACUGUGUUUGCCAUGGACUUGUUGAUGUUAACUCAGUGCUCCGGUGGUAAAGAGAGAUCUCUUUUGCAGUUCGAGAGUUUGGCAUUUGCGUCAGGUUUCGUUCGAUGUGAAUACGUUUGCCGUCUUGCCUCAUCAUAUUCUGUUAUCGAAUUCCACAAAUAAGAUCUUGGAAUUUGAUUUGUACGAAAAUAAUACAAUGAUGACUGGUUUGGUGCAUGUGAAAUUACGGGGAUGCUUAAAAUAAUUCUACUUGAAGAUCGCAGUGAUUGUUUAGUACCAACGUAAGUGUAAUAAUUGUGAUAAGUGUGAAAGUGUGUGAGUGUACUUGUGCAAUUUGCUAUAUGGAUAUUUAAUCACAACGAAUAAGAGAACAAUUAAUGGCAAAA
Molecule: messenger RNA, 1567 nt
Organism: Capsella rubella
Lineage: Eukaryota; Viridiplantae; Streptophyta; Magnoliopsida; Brassicales; Brassicaceae
Product: indole glucosinolate O-methyltransferase 4
Exons: 4
Coding region: 189-1343 (384 amino acids)
Biological process (GO): methylation
Molecular function (GO): S-adenosylmethionine-dependent methyltransferase activity; O-methyltransferase activity; protein dimerization activity
Source: RefSeq, a predicted model, not a curated record